AUGUCAUCCUGGCAAUCCGACAUCGACAAAUUCUUGCUCUAUGCAACAAUAAGCUCUGUUGGUGUCCCUUCUGGCCCACGCACCUUAGAUACUACGCAAGCUCUCCUUAGGCAAGAGCUGAAAAACCGCCUGAUUCAUGAAGGUAUUGGAAGGGGUGCCGGAAUACCGUUGGAAAACUCUGUUUUCCAUCAUCUUGUGAUGAAAACUACUCUCCAAUUAAGCGACAUCAAGACAAUUCAGUAUGACAGAACAGGACCAUCUGCAUACUCCGGAGACAAAUGGAAAUUCCACCGCAGGAGAAAAGGAAUCAAACGUACUCGUGGCGCAAAACAAGACGAUGGUACAGAGGACAGUGACACAGGGCACGAGGAUGCAGAGGAUGAUGUUACAGAGUAUGAUGAUACAGAUAUCGAUGAUGCAGAGAUCAAGGGUGCAGCACUUGGUGUAGAGCCCUCUUUUGACUCGGUGAUCCAUGGCCAAUCUGAAACAGAAACAUGGAGUUCCCAAGAGUACCAGCCUUCUAGGUCGAAGAAAAGGCACAGACAGGUGCCCAUGAUGACCGAAAAAGAGUUUCAACGUCUCUUCUACACCAUCCAGUACCACCUGCGUCACAAACUGAAACUCCACCUCCCUUUCAACAUCUCAACUGGAUCCCAGUACUGGUCCGCAGAGUUCUCCACCUCUCCUAUACCAGACAAAUACAACUGCCAGAAGCCCGACAUAGCCCUGUUUGACUUCGCCAUCAAAAACAUGGGGAAGACAUGGGCAGACGUCCUGUCCUUUGUUGAGCAUACCUCCAGCGAUCUCACUAAAAAGCGAGAUAUACCAGUGUUCUGGGGAUCUACGACCAAAGCCUACCUCAUGCUGAGAGAACAACCGUGGCGUCGAUUCGUCAUUGGGUUUUCGAUUUGUGCCAAUCAGCUUCGCGCACAUUACUUUGACCGCUCUGGUCUCAUUAUAUCCCAUCCUUUCCACAUCCAUCAAAAAACAGGCCCUGUGCGACUCACAGAGAUGUUGGGUACCCUCACUCUAUCGGAUAUUCAUCAUUUAGGUUUCGAUCCGAUGAUCCACAUGUGCGGAGGGCUGGGUGAAGGACAACCACGACAAAACAUAUUCUAUUAUGGAGGUUCUGUGGAAGAGCCAUGGGCUUUUCUGUUGUGGAACGAGGAGAAGAGAAUGCACGAAACGACUAUCCUGGCGAUGGUCAAGGGCAUCCCUAAUGUUGUUGAACUCAUAGACCAUUGGGAUGUGUAUUACGAAGGGGAGCCUGACUGCACAGUGCACAUUCGCAGCCAAUACGACAUGGGCCAUCUGGAUGACUUGAUGUUCCACAACAGAUUCCACCGCCACAUUCUCUUGUCCCCCUGUGGAGAGCCAUUAUCUAAAUUCAGCUCUAGACAAGAACUGCUCACCGCCUUUCAUGCCUUUGUAGUUGCUCAUCACAUGAUGAUUGGGAAGCGAGUCUUGCAUGGGGACCUCAGUCCCAAUAAUUUUGUUGUUCAUGACGGUAUCGGUUACUUCAUCGAUUUCGAUCAUGCCUCGAUUCUAGUGGAAGGCACGACUAGCACCUAUUCGCAUGGUACAGGGACCAUGCCCUACAUUUCUAUCCGCAUUCUUCAGGCUAUGCUGGAUCUAGCCCCAUUUGAGGUUGGCGCCAACAUCUCAGGCCAGGAUGCUGAUCCAAACAAUGUGGACAAUUUCAAGGUGGACAACAACGUCGACCUUGUUCCGCAGGCUGCCAGUGCUCUGCAGGAUGUCAACUUUGAUACGAAUCUAAUCGAACACCGGCCCAGCGAUGACCUCGAGUCCUUAUUCUACAUUUUCUUCGAAUUUAUUGCUAAGUAUGGGGGGCCACACGGCCAAUUGGCACCCACCUGGUCCCGGCAAACUUUGCCGUGGGUGAGCGCUUAUGAGGCUUUGGGCAAUGCGGACACCCAUUUGGCUCUGAGUACAAUCUGUUUUGUGAAGAUGGGGGUUUUGAUGCAAGGCAGAUUCUUGGUCGCUAAGACAUCCGAAUACUUUGUGGAAUUCCGACCUCUUGUGCAAAAAUGGGGCACCAUGGUUUACAAUGCGAACGCGCCCCAAAUCAGGUAG
This is a messenger RNA of Suillus discolor, 2094 nucleotides long. RefSeq lists its product as uncharacterized. The transcript is spliced from 5 exons. Lineage: Eukaryota; Fungi; Basidiomycota; Agaricomycetes; Boletales; Suillaceae. The coding region runs from base 1 to 2094 and encodes 697 amino acids. The record is from RefSeq and is a predicted model, not a curated record.